GAGUUUGUGGCAUCCAGAACACCAUUUCUAUAUAUAGACGACGAUAAGGUUUUAUAUAUACACAACAUUUACAACAAGGCAGGCAUUGGGUUAAUUAGCAGGGCAGGGGUAUAUAUAGCUGAGGGGAUCGGAGCUAGGCGGCGAUGGAUCCUGCCAUGGCGACCGGCGGUGGCAGCAUCCCGAAUGUCCACAGCAACACCGACAGCAGCAACAAGACGCUGCUCAAGAGCCAAGCCCUGUACAAGUACAUCCUGGACACGACGGUGCUGCCGAACGAGCCGGAGUGCAUGCGCGAGCUGCGCCUCCUCACGGACAAGCACGAGCGGAGGAACAUGGCGACGCCGCCGGACGAGGCGCAGCUGCUGCGGAUGCUGAUCAAGCUGAGCGGCGCGAGGAACGCCAUCGAGGUGGGCGUCUUCACCGGCUGCUCGCUCCUGGCCACGGCGCUGGCGCUGCCCGACGACGGGAAGGUGGUCGCCGUCGACGUGAGCCGCGAGUACUACGACCUCGGCCGCCCCAUCAUCGACAAGGCCGGUGUGGCGCACAAGGUGGACUUCCGGGAGGGCCCUGCGCUGGAGCACCUGGACGCGCUGCUCGCCGACGAGGCCAACCACGGCGCGUUCGACUUCGCCUUCGUCGACGCCGACAAGCCCAACUACGUGCGGUACCACGAGCAGCUGCUCCGCCUGGUGCGCGUCGGCGGCGCCGUCGUGUACGACAACACGCUGUGGGACGGCACCGUGGCGCUGCCGCCCGACGCGCCCAUGUCGGACCACGACCGCCGCAUCUCCGCCGCCGUCCGCGACCUCAACGCCCGCCUCUCGGCGGACCCGCGCGUCGAGGUCUGCCAGCUCGCCAUCGCCGACGGCGUCACCAUCUGCCGCCGCGUCGUGUGAUCAUCGAUGACAUGAACAUAUAAUAUGACAUGACAUCACCGGCCGGCCGGAUCCCUAGAGACGUGCAUGCGCGGCAGUGUGGAUGUGUGGUUAACUAUGUUAAACGAGUCCAUAUUAUAUCAAAUGUUUGGACACAAAAUAUUAAAUAUAGAUUAUUUAUAAAACUAAAAAUUUAGCUA
Sorghum bicolor (sorghum) is the source of this 1075-nucleotide messenger RNA. RefSeq names its product tricin synthase 1. Bases 144 to 896 code for a protein of 250 amino acids. The record is from RefSeq and is a predicted model, not a curated record. Gene Ontology annotation, molecular function: S-adenosylmethionine-dependent methyltransferase activity; O-methyltransferase activity. NCBI's taxonomy places the organism in Eukaryota, Viridiplantae, Streptophyta, Magnoliopsida, Poales, Poaceae. The transcript is spliced from 3 exons.